CCCAACGUUCUCCAACUCUCCACUCCGCCUCUCAAUUGCAGCAAUGCAGCGGUCCCUCACUCCCAGGCUGCUCGCCGCAGCUUCGCGCCCCGUCGCUCAGCGCGCCGCCCUCCCUGCCCGCCGCUUCUUCGCCGACAAGGUCGACGCUUCCUCGGAGCCGGCUCCCAAGAGCGCCAGCGAUGAAGCUCCUGCCGCUCGCGCUGGCGAUUCUGCCAUGAUCCGUCAGGAGGGUGCCCUUGAGGGUGCGCCCAGGCACGCCCCGGACUACAAUGUUGCGAUUGACUACCGCACCUCGACCUACUCUCCCAUUCCCAAGCGCGUCAUGGACGGCAGCGAGCCCGGCCGGACCGUCCCCGCCGCUGUUCUCUCUGGCGCUCCCACCGACCUGCAGGCCAGGACCGUCCGCAUCUACAGGCCCACCAAGACGGCCACUCAGUCCGGCGACUGGCACGGGCACAUGUGGCAGCUGGACUGGGACCCGCUUCCCAAGGGCCACAGAUGGGAGAACCCGCUCAUGGGCUGGCAGUCGUCCGCAGACUUCAUGCAGAGUGAGCGCGUUGCUUUCAAGUCCAAGGAGGAUGCCAUUGCCUUUGCCGAGAAGCAGGGUUAUGAGUAUUAUGUCCAGGAGCCGAACGAGAGGAGAUUCAUACCCAAGGCUUACGCCAACAACUUCACUCACAGCCCCAAGAAGCUCAAGAUCAUCAGGACCAAAUAAGCAUUCUGUGAAGGAAUGGAGUCUGUACAUAUAUUGACUGUCUGCAAAACACACCACUAGCACAGUAGCUAGCUGCGGUCGUUUUCUAAAUUUUUGCCAUAUUUUUAUCCCUACAAUAUCGUGAAUUGAAUUCUCGC
Molecule: messenger RNA, 852 nt
Organism: Aplosporella prunicola CBS 121167
Lineage: Eukaryota; Fungi; Ascomycota; Dothideomycetes; Botryosphaeriales; Aplosporellaceae
Exons: 3
Coding region: 44-715 (223 amino acids)
Biological process (GO): electron transport chain
Source: RefSeq, a predicted model, not a curated record